Molecule: messenger RNA, 3670 nt
Organism: Siniperca chuatsi (mandarin fish)
Lineage: Eukaryota; Metazoa; Chordata; Actinopteri; Centrarchiformes; Sinipercidae
Gene: dbf4b
Product: DBF4 zinc finger B
Exons: 12
Coding region: 194-2761 (855 amino acids)
Biological process (GO): regulation of cell cycle phase transition; positive regulation of nuclear cell cycle DNA replication
Cellular component (GO): nucleus; Dbf4-dependent protein kinase complex
Molecular function (GO): protein serine/threonine kinase activator activity; nucleic acid binding; zinc ion binding
Source: RefSeq, a predicted model, not a curated record
GUGUCUUACCGGACGUGACGUCGACUUUAUCUGCACGUCUCCGCCAGUGUUUUUAAAAAAGCGGCGGUUGCUCGUCGACCACCUUUUGGUGAAUCGAUAGCAAGUAUUUCUUUAUCAUAGUUCUCCAGCAGAGUAACAAACCGAUCCUGGUGUUUUUCUGUAAAGUUGUAAGCUCCUUUACUGCACCGGGAUCAUGCAGCACCAGCAGUAUGCAGAGGAGCGAGGCCUUCUGGGCUCACUGUGUCCUGGGCAGAAGAAGCUGGAGGGGAAGACCUUCUACCUGGACAGUGUGAAGAAACGCGCAACAGCCCUGCUUUUGGAGACAAUAUCUCUUCUAGGAGGGGUUGUUGAGAGUUUCCUUCACAAGGAUGUGAGCUUUGUUGUGACUGGAAGCCAAGAGUGUCUGAAGGACCUGAAGUGUACAGAUACCAAAGCAGGGGCAAAGGGGACAAGUGAAGAAGCCCAACGUCCUAUAAUGACACGAGAGAGUCUCCUCAGCAAUGACAAACAGCGACCAGGAACUUCUAGACCAGUGGCUUGUGGCAGCCGUGGGAAGGCCCUGCUUGAAAAAGCCAUUCGCAACAAUGAACGACUGCAGAGGAGCAGUGUUUUGGCCAAUGCUCGAUCGUGGGGAGUGAAGAUUCUGUAUGUGGAUGAUGUUCUUUUAUAUUUGAAACAGUUGACUCGAGAGAGCUUCUGCGCAAUACACAAGAGGCCAGAGAGGACUUACACCAAACAACAAGGUGCUCAUCUUGUCAAAGCUGCAGCUUUGAGGUCUCCCUAUCUUAAAAUUGAAGACUUGAGCAGGAAAUACAAGCCCUUGCAUAUGCAGUCUGUGACCUUCCCCACUCUGUGGUACUCGGGCAGAUUUAGUCCCUUUGAAUCUCCUCCUCCUCGGUUUGAAAAACAGACAGAGCAAGGAGAAAUUAAAACAAGGGAGAAAAAAAAGGUUGAAAGCAGCAUUCAGGACAAAUCUCAAACCCCACUCAGCUGUAACCCUUCACCAUGGCGGCCACGCAAAAAGGACCUGUCUUACUGUGAAUGCUGUCAUCAACCCUUCACUAAUCUGGAGGAGCACUUGCAGUCUGAUCAGCACCGUGCGUUUGUGCUGGAUCUCUCGAACUACAGUGCGGUGGACCAACUCGUGGCUGAAAUGCUUCCGGGAUUCAACCCUAAUCCACCACAACAAUCAGAAGAAACACUGAACCGACCACCAACUCCUUUGCCCAUCCAAGAUGUCUGUGAACUGGAGCCUCUCACUGAUGUUGAGAUGGAGCAUGCUGUUCAGGCUCUGCAGAGACAAGGGUCAUCAUCAUUCAUUGCUCACAUCUCCAGCCCUACUAGCGGUUCUCUUUCUUCUGGACCAGCCAGCCCAUCACCAGGACUUCAGUUUCCCAUCCCCAGUCCAGCCACUCCACCUGCUGACAUCCAGCCUUUCAUUACUAACCCAGACUGCCAGCUACCUGACAGCCAUCGUCGCGCUUCAAGUCCAGCCAUGCCUGUAUUGGAUGCUGAACCACAAGCCCAUGACCCAGUCAGCCAGCAGCCGGAUACUCAACAUCUCUCCCCCUGCCCUGACACGCAAUGUCCAUCCCCUGACCCUUACUCCCUGCCUCCGGUCCUCAGCCCACAAGUCCCUUAUCACUCCUACAUUAUGGAGCUGUACUGUUCUAACUCAGAGCCUCCUGUCCUCAGUCCUCAACGGUACACUGCAGAGGAGGCUGUAGAAGGACACACUUGUGAAAUGGACACUGCAGAAAGUGUGUCUCAGUCUGUCCCAGCUGUCACACUUCCCAUCUCCACCCAACUUCUUCCCUCUGUGGCUUUGACAAAUGCAGAAGGAGUAAAGGGAUCAAACCAAGAAAGUCUUUCAGGAUUCAAUGGGCUCACAUGUUCCACUAAUGGUUUCGAGUGUGCUGCACUGUAUUCACGUAGAUCUCGUUCCCUCCCUCGACAGUCAGCAACGGCACCAAACCCCAAAAAACGCUGUCGAUCAGCCAGCCCCGAACACAGCCGGAGCAAAAGGAGAAGAAUUACAGUGAAAUUUGGCUACAGUGGUAGCUGGACUGAACAAGGGCAUAAAUCUCCAAAACCAGAAAGUGACAUUAUGGCAAAACCUGAGGGCUGUUUAUUAUUUGACAAGGUCUCUUCUCACAUACUUGACUCCUGUCCUAACCCAAAGGUCUCUUCAACAUGCACUGUGGAAACGCUUGAUUUAAAACAGACUUUUACUGUGUUUUGUGUUCCUACUAUACAAAAUUUCACUCAGGCACCAAAUCAAAUGGACAUUUUAAGUAAUGGUAGCACUUCUGUUGCCGAUCAGCCAUCAUGGCCACUCUCCUCAAAAGCAAAGAUUUUUGAUCCUCCACUUGAGUUCGCCAACGAUAAAUCUCACAGUGCGUUUUCCAGUCAAGAUUCUCAACGUUCACUAUCCCACUCCACCUCAGUGUGCAUCGAGUCAGCUCUCAUCCCAGACUUAGCCAUGAUCUCUCCAUCAUCAUCAGACUCUGACUGGGACUGUGAACUGCUGUCACGGCUGGGACCGACCUCGGCCGCUCCUCUGUCGCCCACCGAGCAGAGCUGUGAGCUCGAUAAGGAACUCCUCCACAGGCCGUGCAUCUGGAUGCACAACACCAGCUAUGAGUCACGUCUACACACUGUCCUUCAGCCGUCAACCCCAGCGACCUCACUAUGUGGGGAAGAAAUGGACCCCUCAGUGUUUUCCAGGAACGUGGUACAGGUUGUUGAGGUUCAGCACUGAUGGUUAUUUUCUUGACCAUUAUAAAGAACUGGAAGAACCACUACCCGGAAGCCAUGUAAGGCACCUGGAGAAGUCUUUGACUUUGCAGCUGCAUAUCCCACUGCAAGAAACAAUGGGCAGAACUUAAGCUCAUCAAAAUAAGUCAAUGAAGUGUACACUGAAUAAAUAUUUAAAACUUAGUGCAAACUAAAAUGUAAUAAGCAGUUUUUAGAAAUGCAGAUUUUUAUUUUUAGUAGAUGUUUCUUAGUGGAGGCUGCAUCUUCCCAUGAAUUUGAAGAGAGUUUAUCAUUUUUCCUCUCAACCCCUAAUCCUCCAUGUGCACAGAACCCUAAGCAAUAUUCUGUAUGUCGUGCUGACUGCAGUCUUUCAGCAGCUGUGUCCGGGAACACGUGGUGGUAUUGAGAAUUUAAUGAGGCUUUUCUGAAGGGGGGCAUUACUCAAUUACUGUAAGUGCUGCGUCUGGAUCAGAUCCCACUUGCGCCAGCGUUGAUGAGGCGUUGGUAGAGUGGAGGACUCGCACAACCUGUGAGACAGAAAACUAUCUGAAUGUCAAAUGGCUUUUCCUGCCUUUUGAAAGUGAGCCAAAGGACAGGCUUUGUCAAGGAGAGACGACUGCUUCAGUGUGCUGCAGCCACUCGGAGGUUUAUCAUCUUUACUUGUCAGUUUUUAAAGUGUAAGGUCACCUACCAUUAAAUACUUGUCAUUACUCAUCAUAACGGCCAAAACUCGAAACCCCAUGUUGUCCAAAAAUCGCACUGAAUAUCUUACAUGGACAUUUAAAACACAUGCAGAAUGCAACGAGCAAAGAGAAACGUGUUUGUGGAACAUGUGGAAGACGAGCAGUUCUCUUACAAAAAUGUGAAGUCAAUUCUUGUACAGUGUUUUUAAAUAAAUGCUUUUAACCAUAAA